Messenger RNA from Bufo bufo (common toad), 4384 nucleotides. RefSeq names its product cytosolic phospholipase A2 epsilon-like. The transcript is spliced from 20 exons. Gene Ontology annotation, cellular component: cytosol. NCBI's taxonomy places the organism in Eukaryota, Metazoa, Chordata, Amphibia, Anura, Bufonidae. Gene Ontology annotation, biological process: glycerophospholipid catabolic process. Gene Ontology annotation, molecular function: calcium ion binding; calcium-dependent phospholipid binding. The coding region runs from base 134 to 2626 and encodes 830 amino acids. The record is from RefSeq and is a predicted model, not a curated record.
AGGAAGAUGGGACAAAGUAAAACAAUUACGAUGGGAGGGAUUUCUUGUGUAAAAUGACAUUCAGUUAGGAGACAUCAAGACAGAGGAGCUUACUGAGGUUCCUGACGUGUAUGGGACGUGAACCCUCGUUAGGAUGAAUACAGUAUCUCCUUCUACAUUCUACAAGGAGAAGGCAUCAAACUAUGAAUUAACUGUGAAGAUCAUAAAAGCUCAGAACAUCCAUGGAGCAGAUAUUGUGAGCAAACCGGACUGCUACAUAUGCUUGUGGCUUCCAACAUCCUUGGCGGAUAAGAAGAGAACCAAGACCAUUUGGAAUAAUGUAAACCCAGUCUGGGAUGAAACAUUUCACUUCAGAAUCCACAGCCAGGUUAAGAACAUCCUGGAAUUGUCUGUGCAUGAUGCAGACGUAGGGACAGUAGAUGACCAUCUGUUCACCGUGAGCUAUGACCUUGCAAGUCUUCCACUCAAUGAAAACGUGGUGGAAAACUUUACUCUCAAUAAAGAGUUUCAGGUCGAGCUUCAAGUGGAAUUUAAUCUCGUUGUAAUCCCAGAAUCACAUAAAAAGGUCACCACUAAUGGAGUCCUGGUGUGUCCUGAGAUGGUGGCUCUGGAAGUAGAAGUGCACAAACAAAGGAGAGAACCCUUUAAAAAGAAAACGGAGCUUGCUCUCUCUGUACAAGGCUCCUUCGAAGAUUCACACAGGAUAUUACUGAAGUCAAACUCCGGUCAUGAGCUCAAUUCAUGUGAGACUGCAUAUUUCCAUUUUCCACGAGACCUGGGAACAGAAAUGACAGCCAACCUGAGCAGAGUUUACUCCUCUUUCGACGUAACCUUUACCAAUGAAACAGAAAAUGAUGGUUCAAACCAAACCACCGUACCACUCAGUUUAAUAUCUCCUAUGGAGAAUUACAUUGAUGUCCAAGUACCUGCAUUGGAAGGAAAGCCUUUGGACAUGCAAAUCAGAUUAAAUGAAUGCCCAGAAAAGCUUGAUAUGAGGCUGGGGUUUGAUUUAUGUGAUAAAGAGAAAAUAUUUCUUGAAAAACGCCAAAGACUGGUAGCGGACACGUUGAAAAAAGUACUGCAGCUGGAAGAGGAUUUGGUCGGUGAAGAGAUUCCAGUUGUGGCAAUCAUGGCAACAGGUGGAGGAGCCCGCGCUAUGACCUCUUUGUACAGUCAUUUGCAUGGACUUCAGAAGAUGGGUCUGCUGGACUGUGUUACAUACAUAGCAAGUGCAUCUGGUUCCACAUGGACCACAAGCAAACUGUAUGAGGAUCCUAACUGGUCGCAAAAGGAUCUGUCGGAGGCCAUAAAAAAUGUAAAGAAGCACGUGACCAAAAAUAAGAUGAACACCUUCUCACUGAGCCGUCUUAAAUACUAUCGCAAUGAGCUCCAGCAGGCGAGCAAAGAUGGCCUGAAACCCUCAUUCACUGACCUUUGGGGACUAAUGAUUGAAUCAAUGUUCAACAAUGGGAGAAAUGAGACCAAGCUUUCCGAACAACAACCAGCCUUGGACAAUGGUCAAAACCCAUUACCCAUUUACCUUGCUAUGAAUGUAAAACAAAACACCAUCAGCACAGUGGAUUUUAAAGAGUUUUGUGAAUUUACCCCUUAUGAAGUAGGACUCCUCAAAUAUGGCGCCUUUAUCCGAACAGAGGAUUUUGGUAGUGAAUUCUACAUGGGGCACUUGAUGAAGAAACACCCAGAACAACGUAUUUGCUUUCUACAAGGUUUAUGGGGAAACGUCUUCUCCUUGAAUUUAGUGGACACUUGGUAUUUAACAACACAACUGGAUACCUUCUGGGAGACGUGGGUUAAAGACAGAAUUAAGGAUAUUGACAAAGAAGAUAUCCUGGUGAGGAGAGAAUCUGCGCAGACAAAAACCCAUCUGUUUACCCCUGCUGGUACUUUCAGUCGCAUUUGGAAGGGGUUAUUGACCAACAGGCCCAUAGAUGGGGAGCAAUACAAUUUCUUGCGGGGACUUUACUUACACAAAGAUUAUCAUCAGCAGCCACAGUUCAACACAUGGAAAGAUUCUGAUUUAGACAACUUUCCUAAUAAGCUCACACCACUUGCUGACAAUCUGUGUCUUGUGGACGCUGGUUAUUUCAUUAAUGCCAGUUUUCCGCCUUUACUCCGAACAGAGAGGAAAGUCGACGUCAUAAUAUCUUUUGAUUAUACGCUAGACACCCCCCUUCAGUCUGUGGAACAGACGUGUAAUUACUGCACGACACAAGGGAUUGUAUUCCCUAAGGUAUCGCUGAGUGAGGAGGAGAGGAAGACACACAAGGAGUGCUAUGUUUUCAAUGAAAAAGAUAAUAAUGCGUGUCCUAUUAUACUUCACUUCCCCCUUGUGAAUGACACUUUCAAAAAAUUUAAGGAACCAGGUGUAUUAAGAUCUCCAGAAGAAAUGUCAGAUGGGAAUGUGGAUGUUACGGGAGCCUUUUCCCCCUAUUUUCUAACAAACUUUUCUUACAGUGAGCAGGACUUUGACAGAUUGAUGAAACUAACCCAGUACAACCUCUCAAACAACAGAGAGUUAAUCCUAGAUGCUCUGCACAUUGCAGUACAGAGCAGAAAAGCGAGGAAUCUUUCGCAUGAAAUUCAUCAAGUUCAAAAGAAAACUUAACACCUGGAUUCCAACAAUUGGAAGCUCGUAGCAGCAUUUUCACGGGACUCUGUUGGAAAUACAUAUUUAAAUCUUACAAAAUAUAGUCAACUCAUGUGAACAUUUCUGUGUGGUAUAUAAAGCAGGUAGGGUGGAGCAGCACUAUUGAAGCUGAACCAUGUGGGUGCUAAGUUUCAGAGGGUAGAACCCCAAACCCUCCAUGGAAAUUGGCUCUAGAAGAAAGAAGCAACACUACCCAGGAUCCAAUGCAAGUGGAAGUUCAUUCACCCAGCGUUACAAGGCAACAUCUCAGCUCUUCAUUGAAGACCAUUUCUAGCCAUUUUCAAGCUUGAAAAUGACUUCUCAUGGGUUGCGCCAAGCCUUAAAGGGGUCGGCCACUUUCUGUUUACCGUUGACCAAUGUGUUUGUGAGAUGAUUAUAUGGCACUUACUAAUAUAGUCUUUGUUGAAAUUCUGCACCACUUUUAUAUUUCAUAAGGUACACCACUUUGAAUACUAAGUCUGUUGUGAUGUCCACACAGAGGUCCUGUCCAUAAGAUGGCCGCUGAUGGAGGGUCAUGUGACCAGGCAGAUCACCUCCAUGUGAUGCCUCCUCUAUUUAAACACACAGCACGUGCACUAAACUCUCAGCAGAACAAGUGCAGUUGACACCGUAGUUCACUGUGCAACAACUGAGAAAGGAUGAAACUGCAGGAUCAAUGACUAGAGAGAACAGUCUGCUUGCCAGGAGCCUAAUCGUGCCUUCACACGCUGCAGAAUUUGUUGCAGAUAUUUCCACGACUGAAACUCGGUUCCAUUCACCAAAAUGGGGCUUGCAGAAAUCCAUGUGCAUUAAAAUGAAUGGAACUGAUUUUCAGUGGCUGAAAUUUCUGCAACAUAAUCUGCAACAUGUGAAGGAGAUCAUCUACUGGUAGAACCUGACUACAGAGGAGACUGUUUGUAGUCAGGACUCACUAGUCAGACAAAUAAUUCUGUAAACUACUAGCAAAUUCUCCUAAAGUUGGUAACUGAAUUUGGCAAAGCUUAAAUACCUAGAACAAUCAUCACUACUAAAAAUAUGGUGUUCUGAAUAUAUGGACAGCUUACGGACCUAUGUAAACAGCUGAUUGGUGGGGCUGCCAAGAGGCGGACCCCCAUCCAUCUAAUAUUGAUGGCCUGCCCUAAAGAGCUAUAACUACACACUUCAGUGUCAAAAACAAGUCCUCAUAUCUAUUUGAUGUUACCACAUUUGUUUAAUUGCCGAUGCUGUUGAUCACAUUAAACAUUUCUAUGACAAAGAGCAUAAUUUUAUACUAGUAUAGUAAGACGGAUGUUCUCAUGGCACUGCCGGUUCUGGUCCAUGACCCCUAAAUUAUCAAUUGUCAAGAUUAGCAAGACAAGUUUCAGAUUUCACUGAUUUCAAUUUAUGUAUCAGUCGCAUUAUGGUCCUUCUUUUUCAAUAAAGCUCUGCAUCACACAAAGUAAAAUAAAAAUAAAAUAUCCAAUAUCCCCUACUUUAUAGUUAAAUAAUCAGGAUAAAUGUGCAUUUUGGCAAAGGGCUUGGCAUAGCUGAUCACUCCCUCAGCCAGACUACUGCAGGAUAUGUUACAGCAGUGAAGAUCUCUGCAUCUAGAAGCUGAAAACAGUCAAUAUCCAGCCUCAAUAAUCAACAAUUGUAUAGUAGUAUAUAUAUCCUGAACGUAGGAAGAAAAUGAAGUAUAGAUAUUCAUAUUCAAUGUACUUAUUAAUGUGUAUAUUUAAGUAAUUGAUAAUAAAUAAU